CAGCAUUAAUAAAGUCUAAAAAAAAGAACAAACACAUAGAUAAUGAUAUAAAUAGUUUAGGAAGGAUAGGGUAAGUAGUGUGCUUAAUAUUAGAAUAAUAAGAAAGAUAAGAAUUUGAAGUUGAUGAAAAUUAAUUUAGGAGAUGGGAAUAAGGUAUUAAUGAAAUAUUAAUAUAGUUGCUAAUCAAUAUAGAUAAGAGAUACUAGUAAAAACUUUCAAAUUAUGAUUAUUAGUUGUUGGAACAGCAAUUGUGGUAGACCAAUAUUGAUAAGGUAUUUUAGAAGGGUAAAGGAGUACCUAAGAAAUUGUAAUAAAAACUGAGGAAGAUGAAGAUGGGAAAAUCAAACAGGUAGUGUAGUAUUUGCUGUAAUAAUUUCUCUAAAGGUAAGAAUCUAUUAAUAUCUUAGAUGAAACGAUAAUACAACUACCCUGUAAACAUAUUUUCCAUUAAUCUUGCUUAUUUUCUUGGCUUGAUCAUAGUACGAAAUGUCCAAAUUGUCGAAGUGAUGUAUUGGAAGAUUUGAAGAGUGAAGAGAAAUGAUUUACAUUUCUAUGGACAAAAAGUUUAUAUUAAAAAAAAAAAUUCAUGAC
Messenger RNA from Paramecium octaurelia, 591 nucleotides. NCBI's taxonomy places the organism in Eukaryota, Ciliophora, Oligohymenophorea, Peniculida, Parameciidae. The record is from the annotation of a GenBank genome assembly.